Messenger RNA from Clarias gariepinus (North African catfish), 1907 nucleotides. RefSeq names its product homeobox A1a (gene hoxa1a). Lineage: Eukaryota; Metazoa; Chordata; Actinopteri; Siluriformes; Clariidae. Gene Ontology annotation, molecular function: DNA-binding transcription factor activity, RNA polymerase II-specific; RNA polymerase II cis-regulatory region sequence-specific DNA binding. The transcript is spliced from 2 exons. The record is from RefSeq and is a predicted model, not a curated record. Gene Ontology annotation, cellular component: nucleus. Bases 19 to 981 code for a protein of 320 amino acids. Gene Ontology annotation, biological process: regulation of transcription by RNA polymerase II.
AGACGCUGCAAUGCCAGAAUGAAUACAUUCUUAGACUACUCAGUGAUGAGCGGUGGCGACGGGGGUGGCGGGGGUUCGUGUUCUGUCAGUGCAUUCCAUGCAGAUCACGGAACGUUCCAGUCGUGUUCCGUCACGGCAAAUAACUGCAACGGGAGCGAGCGGUUCUUGACGAGCAGAGCGUCACCGGACUCUGUUUCAAAUCAUUCACAUAAAGCCGGUACACUGUCAAUCGCCUAUGGUGGCCAUCCACAUUACGGGGCUCAAACUUUUUGCACCAGUUAUAAUCACUACACCGUCAACCAGGAUUCUGACUCCACUGCAGGUUUAAGUCAGUGCGGGCCGCUGGUUUACUCUGGAAAUACUGUCGAAUCCCAUCAUCGUCAUCAUCAUUUUCGACACGGUUACUCAGGCAGUAGCGUUCGCUUACCUGGGCAACUCCAGUUUGCAGCUGCUGCGUAUGGUCACGGUCAGGAUCAGGCAAAUUUGACGUUGUUGGCAAGUUGUUCAAACCCUCUCUCUUCUCUGCACGCGUCACAUCACAACCCGUGCUGUUCAUCUCUAUCUGAUGGCGUGUCAACGACGCAGACGUUUGACUGGAUGAAAGUUAAGCGGAAUCCACCAAAAACAGGGAAAGUAGGAGAGUAUGGCUAUGUCGGCCAGCCCAACACUGUGCGAACCAAUUUUACCACCAAACAGCUUACAGAGCUCGAGAAGGAGUUUCACUUCAACAAGUAUUUGACGCGCGCAAGGCGUGUAGAGAUAGCUGCUGCUCUUCAGCUGAAUGAGACUCAAGUGAAGAUUUGGUUUCAGAAUCGUCGCAUGAAACAGAAGAAGCGCGAAAAAGAGGGACUGCUGCCCAAAACUGAGCUGACAGGAGGGGACGGUCCAGAAAAGGCAGAAGUUUCAUCCGAGCUUUCUUUCUCUGCACCGUCAACGCCAUCUCCCGGCUCAUCUGCAACUGAUCCUUACUCCUCGGCCUAAUGGCCUAUUGUCGUCUUAUUAUAAGUGGAUUUCAGCACCACAGAUCCACAAUUGGUGGAUGAAUAGAACUAGAGCUGCCCACCAGGCACAUUGUCUCUAAAAAAUAAUGCACUAUUUGUGAGACUUUACAGUGUGUUAUGCUCUAUUGUAAGAUAGUAGGCAAUCAAGGUAAAGGUAAUUAAGAGGCUAGUGCAUUUUGGGACGCAAUAAUUACAGUUGCCGCGUUAAUGCAAAUAUAUUAACUGGGAAUAGGUUACAGCACGCCUACCUCGUGUAGUCUAGAAAACAAUGAACUAUAUAAACGUGUAUUUAAGCUAAAGAUAGAAAGACAGUGGUGCUGGUUGGCUCAAUAGAAGCCUGCAUUAUACUACCUCGUCACAUCAGCUCACUCUGUUUACUCGGCUGUUUGCGCUGUCAUGAUUUUGCUGGUUAGUAAAAGCGAUGCAUGACACUUAUGUACAGGAACACGGAAAAGUGUUUUUCCCUGGGGUGUUGUAAUUUUAAGCACCAUACAGGUUGGUUAUGACGUCAUGUGCAGUUAAAUAAGCGAAUCAAAAUGUGUUGAUUCGUGCACAACUCUGACAAUAGUUUCAGCCGUAACAUAAAUGAUAUAUUUACAAUAAUGCGAGCGUUGUAAUGCGUUAUCGUUCACGUAUCUACUCAUUUUUAUAAUUUUGCCUAAUUGUGAGCAAAUUAAAACGUGCUCUUUAACAAAGAAAUGUUUAUAAUUGUUUGUAUGGUGAUGUUGUCUGUCAGGUUUUUUUUUUUUUUUUUUAAAGUCUCAGUUUGUUUUUCACUCUGUCCAGUAUUCUUUCUCUUAAAAUUAAUGAAACAAAAACAUCUUCUCGAUGUAAUGAGAAGUCGGAAAGCGCAAGCUCGUGUUUCUCCGUCAAAUAUGUAGUUUAUUAAUACAUUUUAAAUGAAAC